AUGUCAUGCAGUGGAUUCGCCAACGAACCCCGGCGACCUGAGAUUGAUUCCCGGUCACGGGAGCCCCAGGGGCCCCAGGAGGCCCAGGCGCCGGAUUCAGAGAGAGAGCAGCCGUCUUUAGAAAGAGCAACAAGUCAGAGAGCGAGCGUGGACUGCGUCGGCAUCUUAAAGCUGCGCAAUGCAGACGUGGAGGCUCGCAUCGGUCCCGUGCGCUCCAAGAAGAAAAGCACGCGCGUGCGCCUCGUGUUCCGCGUCACCAUCCCGCGGCCCGAUGGGCCGGCCCUCACCCUGCAGGCCUGCUCCACGCCCAUCCUGUGCACUCAGCCAGCAGGAACUCCAGAGAUCUUGAAAAAGAGCCUGCACAGUUGCUCGCCACAAGGGGGUGAGGAGCUCUUUAUCAUCGGCAAGAACUUUCUCAAAGGUGUGAAGGUCAUCUUCCAGGAGAACGCAGCAGAAGGACAAGUUGUGUGGGAGGCAGAAGCAGAGAUUGAUAUGGAGUUUUAUCACCAGAACCACCUUAUAGUGAAAGUACCGCCGUACUGCGACCCCGACAUCGCCAGUCCUGUGUCUGUGGGGAUUUUUGUGAACAGCAGCGCAGGGCGGUCGCAUGAGGUGCAGCCGUUCACGUACACACCCGACACAGUCACGGUGCCUGCAAAAACGAAAAGCAUAAAAAGUGAAGAGUCGUCGCAGUGCGCCUUCGAAGAUCCUUUACAAACGCCCGUGACGUGCCAGUGCGUCACGUUGGCCCUCAAGCCGGGCAGCUGCGACGCGCCGGGUGGGCUGCUCCUGUCCAAGCUGGAUGACGUUGCCCUGAUGGAGGUGUCCAACAGCAGCCCCCUGCCCCAACAGCCCGGCGGGGAAAUUAGUGUUACGUGCAAGAUGUCUCCAAAACAGGAGGAUAUGAAACAGCCGUGCUUCUGUUUGUCACCGACGCAACUUGGAUCCCCUGUACAGCUUUCUGCCAUGAGCCAGUUCAAACCUGAGCCGAGCGACAUAGCAGUUGCUCAUCUUUCUGCCCACGGAGGUCUCUCACCACAGCAGCAGCAACAGCAACAGCAGCAACAACAACCGCAGAGCCAGCCAGUUCAGGCUCCAAAUUUUACCCCCCAAACCUUAAUUGUGCAAGUGCAGAGCCAGGACGGCAGUCUACAACAACAACAACAACAGGGCCUCUUGCAAGUUGCGGCUGCACUGCAAAACCCAUCGAUGGAGCAAGUGGUUUAUCAGACGGCAGGAGAACCCAUGGCACAGCAACCAUCUGUGGCUCCUCGUGUUGAGGCGCAAGCGGAGAACGAUUCCGCAGGCAGCCAAGUGCCCGUGAGCAUCAUGGAUGGAAUCUUGUCUGCUGGCGAGCCCAUGGUGCCCAUUACCACGCAGUUGCACUUGAUGCAGCAGGGCUCUCAGCCUCCUUCUCAACAGCCUCCUCCUCAGCAGCAGCAGUCGCCCCAACAGAUGUUUCAGAUUGCACCGCAGACCAACGCUCAGGUGGAAGAGGGGAUGGCCGUGAGCCACCCACGUCCCGAGCAGCACGUGCCACAGCAGCAGCUGUGCGAGGUGACGGCGGCACCGCCGCUGAUGCAGUCCUCGGGGUCGAACGCGAACCCCCCGUCGUCGCCGCUGCUGCGCUGCGAGGGCGUGAGUCUGCACAGGCAGCCGAGCAGCAUGUGCUCAGAGGACCUGGACACGGUGAACAUGGUGAUUGAGAUGCAGCAGGCGCUGGAGGAGAGGUCGCAUGGCGGCGGCGCUGUCUUCCAACCCCAGGAGGCCAUGGAUAUACAGCAAGCGGCCCACAAGAGGCCCCACGUCGACAUGAAACCCGAGCUGUUUCACCAGGAUCAAAAUCCAGCCAAGUCCUCGCAUUUCAUGACGCACAACGAAAUGAUGCAGUACACAACACAGAGUGUUCCACAGGGUCCAAUUCAGACUGGCGUCUAUCAGCAGACUCCGGCCGAAGUGGUGGAGCAGGUUAUUGCUGAUGCCAAUAGGCAGAUCCAGGCUGAAAUGAUCCAAAUAAUUGCGUCGGGCCAGAGCAGCAGCCAACUCUCCGAUUCCAACACUUUUAACCUCAUGGAGAUGCGGUCGGACGCUACCUCGGAGCCGCACGGCUUUCAGUCGAACGCUCCCAUGCUGCAGCAGUGCACAGGGAGUGGUAUUUCCAAUAUGUUUCAGUCCAACUUGGACAUGAUGCAGGUGCAUGAGCAGUGCCAGCCAGUCGACAUGGUUCAAGGUGCCGUGUGCGACUUGAACAAACAUUCCAAUGAGAGUCCUCAGCAGACGAAUCUCUUUCAAGUCACUCAGGCGUCCAGCAGUUCCAGCCAGGCAGAUUUCUUUCAGGCCGCCGUGAACAUUGUUUCUUCUCAGCCGAGCAGUGGGACCCAAAUGAGCAGCAUGUACCACACCAAUGAAAUGCUUUCUCAGAUAAACAAGGAGCUUGAGAUCUUGAAUUCAUCCCAGGCUGACGGAGGUAUAACGCAACAAAACGGAAGCUUGGAGCAGGCGGUAUUCCAAGGCAGUGUAGCGCCAUGCGACAGCUCCCAGCAGUCAGAUCUGUAUCAGGUGGAGGGCUCCAUGUCAUCCAUGAAGGUUGACUCAGGAAUGCAGAUAUCUGCCCCAAAUGAAAACCUAGGCCUCAUUACUCCACAGCUGCCAAAAACGAAUUCACAAACAAGCCUUUUCCAAACCACUGGAGACAUAUCUCAGCAGCCCAGCUUGUUUCAGCCCUCAGGAAUUGUGCAACACAGCGGCAACACUCAACAGUUCAGCUUACUGGUGGUCGGAGACAGCAUCUCGACUGAGGGAAAGAACGAAAUUGAGAUGUCAAGCCAACCGCAAGCCAUUGGACAGCUCAUAUCCAGUCACCCCAAUGGAAACACAGUACAACCCGGCCUCUUUCAGACCAAUGGUGGUAUUAUGGCCAUGCAGACCAACGUAAUGUCUCAGCCACCUACGUUGUUAUUUUCGGCAGGAAAUAUUCUACCUUCCCAGCCGAACAUCAACAUUCACAUGUCCAACGCACCACCGCAGACCAUAAUAGAAAUGCUGCCGGCGCAGCAGGGCAAUGCUCAGACUCGACAGCCUGGCCUCUUUCAGGCGUCCGUGACGCCGGUCGCAGGUGGUAACCAACCGCCCGCCAGCCUGCCAGGCGAUGGCAUCAUGUCUGUGACAGGGCUAGGCUCAGUCGUACCGAUGGCCCCCGGAGAGAUGUUGCCAUCGCAAGCGCCAGAGAACCCUCCUCGGCAAGCCACGAUGUUCUCCGGGUUCCAGGGAGAGCCAGGGGGGCUGGUGGCAUCACAGGCGUCGGCCCAGGCGCCCAACGCGACGUCUCAGCAAAAUCAGCAGGCGGUCACUCUGCAACAGCCGGACCUGUUUCUGUUUGUGGACAUGGACACUGUUGGUCAGAGCCAGCCCUUGGGUGGUGGUGGGGAGCCCAUGCAGCUUGGUUUGGGUGCGCUACCAGCCUCCCACCUCCUGCAGGCGUCCGGGUCUUUGGGUGGCGGUGGCGGCGGCGGCAGCAGCGCUGGGGGGGGCGACACCGUCGGAAGCGUAGCCGGUGCCGCCCCAGGCUCCUUGGCGCCUGCGAGUGGACACGUCGCGUCGGGUGGCAGCUUGCAGGCCGCUAUCGCCGCCUGUGUCACAGAUCCCAUGGCCGGCCUCACCUUGGACCAGAACAUGGAGCGCAUCGAAGAGCUGCUCGUGUCGUUACAGGCACGGCGCGACGACCACCACCACCACCAGGAUCACGAUGUUAGUAUGCAGGAAUGAACAUACGACCACCAUUCCUAGUGAGUCUGAUGGAUUUCUGCCCAAGACAACAACAAAAAGCACUUCUGCGCGGCUUAACCAUGGCUGUACAAGCUAAAAGUGGUAGUAAGGAUUUUAGUGAAUCUGGUCUCAGUUGUUGACGUUAGUCGUGUGUGUGUGUCAACGUGCUCUGGUGUAUUGGAGUGGUAGCUGAUUGUGUCUUACGUGGACAAAAUAAGCUUUUAACACUGUGAUUCAAUGUUUGUACGUGGUCGUGAUGUGUCCGCGUCUUAGUCGGCAGCUCUUUGUUACACGCUGAAAUGGCCUUUCACAGACCGUGUAGGUGCGUCUAGUGGUCGCUUUGGCCCCUGUUGUCCUCCCCCCUCAUUGGCUUUUUCGUUUGGUUUGUAUUACAUACGCUUCCCGCACUUUACACAUUAUUGCUGCUGUGAUUUCAGGCCAACGGAUGAUGUCUGUGAUGCUUAAUUACAUACAGUUGCCGAACUUUAGUGUGUGUGUGUGCGCGCGUGUGCAAUGACAUUUAUUAUGCCUGUCCCCUUGUGGGGGGGGUUGUUAUUUUCUCUCUCAUUACAAUGUUGUUUAUAGCAUCAGCUGUGAAUUUCACUUCCGAAGUAAACCUGUUGAGACCGCGGUUUUUUGCUGUUACCAGUCAGUAUGCGUUUUUAACUUUAGAGUUUUUUUGGAGCCCCAUUGAGGUAUCCGUGACUGACUCGUGUGUCUGUCUGUGUCUACUCUACGAGCUUAUCUGGUGGGCGGAGGGUUGUUUUGUGACGGGGAAUGGUUUUCGGACGUCGAAGGUUUACCGUUUUCCGAGUCGGAGGCAUCAAGGGACAUCCUUCGUGUCGAGCGAGUUUCUUUUUAGGAAAUUUUGUACACAGUAGUGUAUUUAAAUGUAUUUUAUAUGAGGAAAAAGUGCCCCUUCGGUGCAAAUGUUGUUCACUGUUGGGUUAAUAGUAAAACAAGUCUCAGUAUAAGCCUAAAUAUCUUUUUUUUUAUAUAUAAAUAUAUACAAUAUUGUACAAUGCAGUUUAGUUGGCUUCCUUGUAGAACUUGUUUAUUUUGUGCUGGCUUUUCUCAGCCCUGUAUAUUAUUAUAUUAUAUAUAAACAUAUUUACUGCUUUAGUUUGCUGUGCUGUUUUAAGCAGAGAUGGGGUUUCCUCCUCGUAUUGGGUUUUGUAGAAAGUGUUUUGAAAGCACAACAUUAUCAAUAAAUGACUUCUACAGUGGAA
Lethenteron reissneri (Far Eastern brook lamprey) is the source of this 4994-nucleotide messenger RNA. Its product is annotated as nuclear factor of activated T-cells 5-like. Gene Ontology annotation, cellular component: transcription regulator complex. Gene Ontology annotation, molecular function: DNA-binding transcription factor activity, RNA polymerase II-specific; transcription factor binding; RNA polymerase II cis-regulatory region sequence-specific DNA binding. The record is from RefSeq and is a predicted model, not a curated record. Lineage: Eukaryota; Metazoa; Chordata; Hyperoartia; Petromyzontiformes; Petromyzontidae. Gene Ontology annotation, biological process: calcineurin-NFAT signaling cascade; cytokine production; regulation of transcription by RNA polymerase II.